ACAGACCGGUGGCUGCCAGGACGAGCUGAGAUCGCACGGCUUGCGGUCCCCUGUUUGGGCCUGACUCGUGUCGCCCGGAAGAGAAAUGGCCCUGCUGUGCUACAACCGGGGCUGCGGCCAGCGCUUCGAUCCCGAGAGCAAUUCCGAUGAUGCUUGCACAUACCACCCAGGUGUUCCAGUCUUUCAUGAUGCAUUAAAGGGUUGGUCUUGCUGUAAGAGAAGAACAACUGAUUUUUCUGAUUUUUUAAGCAUUGUAGGCUGUACAAAAGGUAGACAUAACAGUGAAAAGCCACCUGAGCCUGUCAAACCUGAAGUCAAGACUACUGAGAAAAAAGAACUCUCUGAAUUGAAACCCAAAUUUCAGGAGCACAUCAUUCAAGCCCCUAAACCAGUAGAAGCAAUAAAGAGGCCAAGCCCAGAUGAACCAAUGACAAAUUUGGAAUUAAAAGUAUCUGCCUCUCUAAAACAAGCACUUGAUAAACUUAAACUAUCAUCAGGGAAUGAAAAGAACAAAGAAGAAGACAGUGAUGAAAUUAAGAUUGGGACUUCAUGUAAAAAUGGAGGGUGUUCAAAGACAUAUCAGGGUCUACAGAGUCUAGAAGAAGUCUGUGUAUAUCAUGCUGGAGUACCCAUUUUCCAUGAAGGGAUGAAAUACUGGAGCUGUUGUAGAAGAAAAACUUCUGAUUUUAAUACAUUCUUAGCCCAAGAAGGCUGUACAACAGGGAAACACAUGUGGACGGCAAAGGAUGCUGGGAAGAAAGUUGUUCCAUGUAGACAUGACUGGCAUCAAACUGGGGGUCAAGUCACCAUUUCAGUAUAUGCUAGAAAUUCACUUCCAGAACUUAGUCAAGUAGUAGCGAAUAGCACAUUGUUAAAUGUGCACAUUGUAUUCGAAGGAGAGAAGGAGUUUCAUCAAAAUGUGAAAUUAUGGGGUGUGAUUGAUGUAAAGAGAAGUUAUGUAACUAUGACUGCAACAAAGAUUGAGAUCACCAUGAGAAAAGCUGAGCCUAUGCAGUGGGCAAGCCUUGAACUGCCUGCAAGCAAAAACCAGGACAAACAAAAAGAAGAUAAAACAGAAUGAAAUGAGAUGAAAUAAAAAGUUAUUGCCUAUUUCAGAAUUCUUAAUAUGUUGUGAAGUGGUGGCUUGCUGCUGUAAUCUUUUGUUUUGUUGUUAUUGUUGAAUCUGGCAUUUCAGGGUCAACAGUGUAGGUUCUUAAAAGCCAAAGUCAGUUUAUCUUUUUGUGCCUCCCCAUUUUUUUUAGUUACCUAAGAUCGAUUAUUCAUUACUCCUCACUAAUAGAACUGUAGUUGUGUCCCAUACUUGAAGAAGCUAGAAAAUAGAGUAGUUCUUGGUAUAAUAUUAUUUUAAGCAAAGAAGUAUAAAGUAACACUUGUUCACAUCUCUUUCUAUUAUUCCAUAAUCAGUAAAGCAAGAUGGAAUGUCACAUUU
Molossus molossus (Pallas's mastiff bat) is the source of this 1450-nucleotide messenger RNA. It is a transcript of the gene CHORDC1, whose product is annotated as cysteine and histidine rich domain containing 1. Gene Ontology annotation, biological process: centrosome duplication. The transcript is spliced from 11 exons. The coding region runs from base 86 to 1081 and encodes 331 amino acids. Gene Ontology annotation, molecular function: zinc ion binding. NCBI's taxonomy places the organism in Eukaryota, Metazoa, Chordata, Mammalia, Chiroptera, Molossidae. The record is from RefSeq and is a predicted model, not a curated record.